AUGGCCGCAUCCUCGCAAGCGCAUCUUUGGACUACACUGCACGAUUAUGGAAUCUUGACAACAACCAAUGGAAAACUACUAGCCACUGGCUGCUAUGACAAGAACGCGUAUACAUGGAAUGUUUCUGCUAUAUUAAAAGAAGCUGGCCUUGACGACCUUCUUUUGGACAAGCCCGACAAGUCGCUACUCGCUGCUGAUGCUACACGGCGUCCUGUCCGUCAGCCAAUCAAGAUCUCCCCUCAGGUACCCCGUGGUUUUUUCGACGACACAUCAAAUCGUGCUCACUUGUCUGGCCCCCACUCUCUAUCAUCACCAUCGCAUAGAAGCACUCUUCUUAGCCGUUUUUUAUCUUAUUCCGCCCCAUACACCCCGAUACACACGAUACGCCAUCCCGACCUCGCCCUUUCCAUCGGGUUCGAAACCGUCUCUUUGCCAGACAAAGCGGCGCAGAUAUCGAGCUACACGAGCGUCCCUCAGCAGCAGUUGACGUCCCGUAUGCCAAGGGGAAACGUCACCGUCACGCAGCAAUCCAGCGGCACGGCUCAAGCUCAAUCAUCUUCGCAAUCGCAUGCUGCCGUCUCUACUGUGCCUCCCGUCGUCAGUAAUACAACUUCGAGCACUCCUCCUCACGUAACGAUUAAAUAUCCUGCACGUUGGACUCGCUUCUGGCUCUUCAUCUGUUGUGCGUCUCCUGAAUAUACCGACGGUCAUCCUUGAUCUACCAGUCAUUUACGACGAUCUCUCCCGUCGUUUAACAUUCCAUGAUAGUUAUCUCACCCCUCGAGCAUAUACCUAACGUCGUUUAUUGCAUACUUUGUGAAAAUACCGGGCGCUAGCGCUCAGAAGAGCUCAAGUGCAGCACGCACGUUUCGUUCUUACAUAUGGUAGAUAGUUGUCCCUACAUGAACAGCCUGUCCAUGUCUACUCUAUAGGUAACAGAUACAUAUAUUUCGUGUUUGUAAAAUGGAAGACACUGCAGAAGUC
Suillus subalutaceus is the source of this 984-nucleotide messenger RNA. RefSeq lists its product as uncharacterized. The transcript has 5 exons. Bases 1 to 717 code for a protein of 238 amino acids. The record is from RefSeq and is a predicted model, not a curated record. NCBI's taxonomy places the organism in Eukaryota, Fungi, Basidiomycota, Agaricomycetes, Boletales, Suillaceae.